Messenger RNA from Lolium perenne, 2396 nucleotides. Its product is annotated as probable protein phosphatase 2C 38. Gene Ontology annotation, molecular function: cation binding; protein serine/threonine phosphatase activity. Gene Ontology annotation, biological process: protein dephosphorylation. NCBI's taxonomy places the organism in Eukaryota, Viridiplantae, Streptophyta, Magnoliopsida, Poales, Poaceae. The record is from RefSeq and is a predicted model, not a curated record.
AGAAGAAGAAGAAGAAGAGGAGAAAGAAAGGUCGUCACAUGGUCUACCUUUUCUUGCCCAAAUCCCACGCCGCGCUCAGCUCAUACGCGGAACCAUCCUCCCCUUCUUCCUCCUCCUCCUCAGCCUCCUUUCUUGAACAACAAGCAGCAGCAGCGCCCCGAUCCAACUCAGUUUGAUCUCCAGCUCUGUCCGGCCGCUGGAUUCCCGAUCGAUUCGCCGAUUUCCCGCGGUCUCUUCUGCACAGUCUUUCUAAUUUGUUCUCCGCACCCAAUCCCACGCCGCCGGAUUGAUUGCUUUCAGCAAGCGUGGAGGAUUGCUUGUCUCGGCUCAUGCGGCGGAACCACCGGAGCCGGAGCUUCCAGGUUUCUUGCUGAGCUGAUUAGUAUUAUUAUUCUGUGGAUUCUUAGGUCCUAGCUAGCUUCAACCCUGUCCUGAGCAUCAAGCUGGGAUUUUUUCCCCAGGUUUCUUGUUGCUCGGGUCAAACCAAAGCCGCUCCUGCUGGAUCUAGGCCGGCUUUCGAUUCCCGCCACCGUCCGAUCCGCGUGCUCUCAGCGAGUCGCCGCCGCUGGUGAAAAUGGUGGGGCAAACCAUGAUGCGCAUCGUGCGGCCCUGCUUCAAGCCCUCUCUGUCCGACGCGCAGGUCGUGGGCGGGGGCGCCGGGGUUGGGACCAGGGACGGCCUGCUCUGGUACAAGGACACCGGGAAGCACGCCUGCGGGGACUUCUCCAUGGCCGUCGUGCAGGCCAACAAUCUGCUCGAGGACGGGAGCCAGGUCGAGGCUGGCCCCUUCGUUAUCGAUGGCGCGCAGGGGCCGUGUGGGACGUUCGUCGGCGUCUAUGAUGGCCAUGGCGGGCCGGAGACUGCGCGGUUCAUCGCCGAUAAUUUGUUCCAACAUCUAAAGAAGUUCGCGACGGAACAACAGACCGUUUCAGCUGAUGUCAUACGCAAAACUUAUGCCGCCACUGAAGAGGGGUUUCUGAACCUUGUGAGGAAGCAAUGGCUCAUUAAACCGCAGAUCGCCUCGGUUGGUUCGUGCUGCUUGGUUGGCGUCAUCAACGAAGGAGUUCUCUACAUAGCAAAUGCUGGAGAUUCUCGUGCUGUUCUUGGGAGAAUUGAAAGGGGCGGCAGAGAUAUCAAGGCGGUUCAGCUGUCUUCGGAGCAUAAUGCGAGCUUUGAGGCUGUAAGGGAUGAGCUAAGACAGUUACACCCAGAUGAUCCACGGAUUGUGGUCCUAAAGCACAAUGUUUGGCGUGUGAAAGGCAUUAUUCAGAUUUCCAGAUCAAUUGGCGAUGCCUACUUGAAAAGUUCAGAGUUCAACCGCGAGCCUCUUUUGGCACGGUUCCGUAUUCCAGGACCCUUUCAUAAACAAAUUCUUUGUCCAGAGCCAUCCAUACUAGAGCAUAGACUGUGCGCAGAAGAUCAGUUUGUUAUAUUUGCCUCUGAUGGACUAUGGGAGCACUUGAGCAACCAGGAAGCUGUGGAUAUAGUGUAUUCUUCACCUCGGAAUGGUAUUGCAAGAAGGCUAAUAAAAGCAGCUCUCCGAGAGGCAGCGAAGAAAAGGGAAAUGCGGUACUCAGACUUGAAGAAGAUUGACCGUGGGGUCAGGAGACACUUCCAUGAUGAUAUUACUGUUGUAGUACUAUUCAUGGACCCUGCACUCAUUGGCAAGAGGUUAUAUGGUGGCCCAUUGCUUUCACUAAGGGGUGGUGGUGGUACCCCGACGAUUGCACAGAAAUGCUGACCAUCAUUGACGCUUUCUGGAAAUAUCCUUCAUAUCUUGGCUGGUGCUCUCUACAUCACAUGCAGAUGUACACCCGAGCUGCAUGGAGUAGCAUAUUUAUUUGACCUCUAAUAUGUACAGCUAGAGGCGUUCUUGCCGUUACAUGAGCUCAAGAACACGGUACGUCAUCGGUGUGAUGACCCCUGCCCUGUCUGUUCGGAGAAACCUGGCAGCUGCAUAACUGCAGGUAUCAGCGUUUCUUUUCGCGGGUGGAUGAACUCGGGCAGUAUUUACAGAAACAUGGGAUUAUUCGAGCCUUGCGGGAUUAGUUGCUGUUCUUGCAUCUCAUAAUCCAUUUCUUUCGUUUUGCAGUGUCUCCCUGUCCGAAUUUCAGGUCCCCAGUGUAUAAAAUAUUUGACAGAGUUCGGUUGCAUUAGCGAUGGACUUUGUAAGGAAUAUAUGUCCAUUUUGCCAAGCUGGCAUGGAAAAAAAAUGUACUCCCCUGUUACAUAUUAUAAGACCAAAAUGUCUUAUAGUAUGAAACAGAGGGAGCACUUCAUUUGGUUGAAUCUAAGGUGUGUAGAAAGCACAUGGUUUAAUGGUUAUAUAGAAAGAAUCAUCAUGUGUGAGAAGAGAAUUCCAAUUUUGAGAGGAAAUUAAAGUGUGACUUGGUUUA